UGGCGGAGGGCGUUUCCGCUCCGGCAACCGGAGCCCCGCCCCUUCCACCUGAGCCCCUCCCCCUUUGGCCUCUGACUGAGAGUGAGGGUGUGAGCGCGCGCCCCCGUGGUUUCCUAGGCGACGAAAUACACACGACGCAGGGGCUUCACAAGGGAGCGAGCGAGGAUGUGAAUAAGAAUGGACACAUUAUUUAUUUGCCAGAUUCUUUAUUCCUGGAUCUCAUGAACUUAUAAUCUCGGGAAGACUGUAUAUUAAAUAAUGACACACCAGUCACAAAUCUAACAACGUUUUGAAGGAAAAGAAAGAUUUUUUUUUUAAAAGAAGGGUACAAGUUUCUUCUCUACAAGUGAACAAUUUAAUUUCAUAACUUUGGCUGCAUCCAUUUUUCAAAAUGAACCGAUAUACAACUAUGAAACAACUAGGAGAUGGCACCUAUGGGAGCGUACUUAUGGGAAAAAGCAAUGAAUCUGGAGAGCUGGUGGCUAUCAAAAGGAUGAAAAGGAAAUUCUAUUCUUGGGAUGAAUGCAUGAGCUUGAGAGAAGUUAAGUCUCUGAAGAAACUCAAUCAUGCCAAUGUGAUUAAAUUGAAAGAAGUUAUCAGAGAAAAUGACCACCUUUAUUUUGUGUUUGAAUAUAUGAAGGAAAAUCUCUAUCAAUUAAUGAAGGACAGAAACAAGUUGUUCCCUGAGUCAGUCAUCAGAAACAUUAUGUAUCAAAUUUUGCAAGGACUAGCUUUUAUCCAUAAGCACGGAUUUUUCCAUAGAGAUAUGAAGCCAGAAAAUUUGCUUUGUAUGGGUCCAGAACUUGUAAAAAUUGCUGAUUUUGGUCUUGCAAGAGAAUUAAGAUCACAACCACCAUAUACUGAUUAUGUAUCUACCAGGUGGUAUCGUGCCCCUGAAGUCUUGUUAAGAUCUUCAGUGUAUAGUUCUCCCAUUGAUGUGUGGGCUGUUGGGAGCAUAAUGGCUGAACUAUAUACAUUGAGACCUCUUUUCCCAGGGACAAGUGAGGUAGAUGAAAUCUUCAAAAUUUGCCAAGUGUUAGGGACUCCCAGAAAGAGUGACUGGCCAGAAGGGUACCAGCUUGCAUCCUCUAUGAAUUUCCGCUUUCCACAAUGUGUUCCUAUAAAUUUGAAAACACUAAUUCCCAAUGCAAGUAGUGAAGCUAUACAACUUAUGGGUGACAUGCUGAAUUGGGACCCAAAAAAACGACCAACAGCAAGCCAGGCUUUGAAAUAUCCAUAUUUUCAAGUUGGUCAAAUAUUAGGCCCUCCUCCACAGUACUUGGAACCAAAGCAAUCUGUGAAUAAACAACUUCAGCCAAUAGAGCCAAAACAAUCCUUUGUUGAAUUAGAACUUAAACCUCCACCAGAUGACCAGGUCCAGCCACAUCCCCAACAAAAAAUUAGCCAUCAGCCACUACAACCAAUUCAGCUGCCACAGAACUUGCCUGCCCUGCAGCCUUCAAAACAGCAACCUCACCAAAAACAUCAAGAACCAUUAUUUCCAAGUAUUGUCAAAAACUCAUCACCUAAGCACAAUGUUGCAGUGGGUCACAAAAAUGGUAGAAGGCGUUGGGGUCAGACUGUGUUCAAGACUGGAGAUAGCUGGGAAGAUAUUGACGACUCUGAUUUUGGAGUCUCACAUUCCAAGAAGCCCAGCAUCUCUGUUCCAAAAGAAAAGAAAAAAAAGGAUUUGGCAUUUAGCAUACCAGAACCCAUACCCUCAGGCUCCAAUCAGUCAGGAGGGGAAAACAGGAGUUUGCCUGCUGCUAUCUUUAAAAAUGACCCUGAUUUGUCAUCUAGUUCAGCUGCCAAACAGUACUACUUGAGACAAUCAAGGUAUCUUCCAGGUGUCAAUCCUAAGAAUGUGUCUUUGUUGACCCAUGGAAAAGAAGGAAACCAAUAUACCUGGAAUAAUUCAAUAUUUUCCAAACCACUGGGGCCCAUUGGUGCAGGACUUGCUUUCAACAGGUCUAAUGCAGAAGAAAGCAUAAUUAAACCAAUUGAAAAACUAUCAUGCAAAGAAAUGUUACCUGAAAAAAUAGAGGAAACAAAAGGAAAAUUUGGAAGUUAUACUACUUAUAAUCAGCCAGGAUAUAUCCCUUCAUUUCACAAAAAAGAAGUUGGCUCAGCUGGCCAAAGGAUACACUUAGCACCUCUUGGUCCCACAACUUCAGAUAAAUCUACAGCCGGUGAUAGGAGGAAAGAUUAUGCCUGGAACACAAAAACUGGUCGGACCCAGUUUUCAGGCCCCACUUACAAUCCUACAGCAAAAAAUAUAAAUAUUUUAAAUCGUGCACAUCCAGUUCAUUCAGUGCAUGGAAGAACAGACUGGGUGGCCAAAUAUGGAGGCCAUCGGUAGGAGGGUGUUUCACAAUGCCCUCCUUGUGCUAGGACAGUAUGUUCUAUACUCUGGGAAAUGUCUACAAAUGUUUAUUUCCACUGAUUUCUGGGAGAAAUAUGCCACAGUGGAUAGUUUAAAGGCAAAAAAUCAUCGUGUAUUUUGUUCCAUCCUUAGAAAUGAAAAACACAUCUCUUAGCAUUGUUGUCUCCAACACUGAUUUAAGGGUAGAAUUUUACAAAGUAUUGAAUAAACUUUGCCAAAGUAUCAAGUAUUUUGAUCUACAAAUGAAUAGAUAAUAAACACUACAAGAAAUUUUUUUCUUUUUAAAAACUCCUGAAACUUGGGCCUUUUUUAUACCCUAAACAUUUUCUCCUUGUUGCAUUGUUUUGGAGGGAUUAGCCUCAGAUUUCUAUAUUUAUCUGAAAACUCCUUUAAACCCUGGUAGGCUCUGGGAGAUGCCUAUUUGGGCAAGCCUUUUCCUACUGUAUUGACUGAUGGAAUUCAAAAAAAGAUGACAGCUUGCUAUUUUAUGUUUUCUAUUUUAUAAAUACUAGACAGUGGUCAUUUUAACCUUCCACAAAUAAAUAUUUUUUCUAAGGAGGCUAUAAUUAAUACAGAGUAUAUCAAAAUUAUGCUAUGAGGAUACAGUAGAGGAAGAUUCUAUAUACUUUGUGUCCGGUCUUAUCUAACUACAAAUGAUAUGUUCUGGCGACUGUAAAUUUCAGUGGCCUGAGGCCUUCCAAAUUAAGGAUAUGACACCAUCAAGAAGGUCCCGAAAGUUAUGUUAAAUUUCUUUUCACCAGCCUUAUGGAAUGUUAUCACUGUGUUCUAUUGAAAACAAAUAUGAGAUAUGUGAUCUUGUUCCUGAAAGUAAACUGUUGACAUUGUAGAUCACUGGCUACACCCUUUUCAUUUGACCUGAAAAGCAAAACACAUUCAUUUGCUGAGGCAACAAUGGCACUGAAGACAUAUUUUUAGUAGUUUUAUUUCAGAAUCUGUAUUUAAGGUAGACAUCUUAAAGUUUGUACUACUCUAUGUAAACCUGCCGCUUUGUUAUUCUUUUAAGAUAUAACAAUGUUAUCAAUUGAUAUUUUUAUAUAUUUUAAUACUUUGUAAAAAAUGUAGCUGUUAUUGCCAUCAUCUCGUGGUUCUGUAACUUGUGAGCUGUAUCC
Dromiciops gliroides (monito del monte) is the source of this 3513-nucleotide messenger RNA. It is a transcript of the gene MAK, whose product is annotated as male germ cell associated kinase. The record is from RefSeq and is a predicted model, not a curated record. Gene Ontology annotation, cellular component: cytoplasm; cilium; nucleus. Gene Ontology annotation, biological process: protein phosphorylation; intraciliary transport; cilium assembly. The coding region runs from base 392 to 2359 and encodes 655 amino acids. Lineage: Eukaryota; Metazoa; Chordata; Mammalia; Microbiotheria; Microbiotheriidae. Gene Ontology annotation, molecular function: ATP binding; protein serine/threonine kinase activity. The transcript is spliced from 16 exons.